GCAUAUGCCUCCACAUAUUCGCCCCAAAUAUCCAUUAUCCUUUCUCCCCUGCUCCACCCAAGACACUGCUCGGUCGCGCGCUUCAGCAAUCAGCAUGCUUGACUAUAUUAGGGCGCGGCUCACUAAUUCUCGUUGCGUAGCAGGUAGCGAGCCGGGCAGCUUAAUUAGAGCGGAAGAUCAGUUGCGCACGCAUUAACAUUACAAUUACCUAGGGGACAGGCCGCCGCCGGGGUGAUCAUGAAGUUCGGUAAGCGGCUGAAGAAGCAGAUCGAGCAGAGCCUACCGGAGUGGCGAGGCCAGUUCCUCUGCUACAAGGAGCUGAAGCGGCGCGUGAACGCCGUUUCCGUUUCCGCCGCUUCCGAGGCCGAAUUCGUGGCCCUCCUCGACGCCGAGGUCGACAAGUUCAACGCCUUCUUCCUGGAGCAGGAGGAAGAGUUCAUCAUCAGGCAGAGGGAGCUGCAGGAGAGGAUCGAGAGGGCGUCGGGGGAGGCGGAGAUGGGCCGCGUGCGGAGGGAGGUGGUGGACUUCCACGGCGAGAUGGUGCUGCUGCUCAACUACAGCAGCAUCAACUACACGGGGCUGGCCAAGAUCCUCAAGAAGUACGACAAGCGCACCGGCGGCGUCCUCCGGCUUCCCGUCAUUGCCGGCGUGCUGCAGCAGCCCUUCUUCACCACGGAGCUCAUCUCCAGGCUCGUCAGGGACUGCGAGGCCAUCAUGGACGCCGUCUUCCCGCUGCCGCCGACCCAGCGCCUGCUAGUGGAAGCCGUCGCUCUCAGGGACACCGAGCAAGAGCAGCAGCAGGAGCAGAGCAUCUUCCGCAACACCGUGGCCGCGCUGCUCACCAUGCAGGAGCUGCGCAGCGGAAGCUCCACCUACGGCCACUUCUCCCUCCCGCCCAUCACCCCAUUGCCGGACUCCGAAUUGCUGCUCCAGUCCUUCCGGUUCCAGUUCCAGCCGCCGCCUCCAUUGAUCCCAACCCUGUGACAGUGACGCUAUACACGCACACGCGCGCGCUCCAAAUUAAGGCAUUGGAGAUCACAAUUCUUUUUUUUUUCUCAACAAUGUUGUCUUCUGCUCCGGAAAAUAUCAGAGGUCUAGUGUAAUUGCCUGCCUGUAUUACUAUGUUUUCUUUCUUUCUUGUAUGUUCUUCUCCCAAUUUCUGCCUAAAUAAUGUAAUUAGCAAGUGAAAUCAAUACACAUUUGUAAUUAAAUCUUAA
This is a messenger RNA of Brachypodium distachyon (stiff brome), 1217 nucleotides long. RefSeq names its product SPX domain-containing protein 5. The record is from RefSeq and is a predicted model, not a curated record. The coding region runs from base 238 to 984 and encodes 248 amino acids. The transcript has 2 exons. Lineage: Eukaryota; Viridiplantae; Streptophyta; Magnoliopsida; Poales; Poaceae. Gene Ontology annotation, biological process: cellular response to phosphate starvation.